Erpetoichthys calabaricus (reedfish) is the source of this 3173-nucleotide messenger RNA. It is a transcript of the gene nod2, whose product is annotated as nucleotide-binding oligomerization domain containing 2. The transcript has 11 exons. NCBI's taxonomy places the organism in Eukaryota, Metazoa, Chordata, Cladistia, Polypteriformes, Polypteridae. Gene Ontology annotation, molecular function: protein binding. Gene Ontology annotation, biological process: regulation of apoptotic process; defense response to bacterium; positive regulation of canonical NF-kappaB signal transduction. Bases 96 to 3050 code for a protein of 984 amino acids. Gene Ontology annotation, cellular component: cytosol. The record is from RefSeq and is a predicted model, not a curated record.
CGCCCCAAGGGUGUGGUUUUUUUCGGGCGCGCUUUACUAGGAACGCAGAGGCUGCGAAAAGGACAAGGCGGACAGGAAGGUGAGGUUGUUAUGGCAUGUGUGCCCAGCACCUCAUCCGGUCUCAACGUGUGCCGCUAAUAAAGGCCCUAUCUGAGGGUUCAGUGGACAGCUUCGAGAGUGUGCUGGACCACCUGCUGGCCUGGCAGAUUGUUUGUGGUGAGGAAUAUGAAAGCCUGAGCACAACUACACGCAGUCUGUGUGCUUCUUCCCGGGAUCUACUUGAUCUUGUUGAAUCGAAGGGAGAGCCGGCCUGCCGUUCACUACUGACAGCUCUAGGACAAGUCCUUCCAUGCACCCAGAGAAGGGAACUGCUGCUGGAGAACUUCAAAGACCUUCUGCCAGAGGAGUAUGUGCCCUCCUCAGCAACAGAGACUGUGCAGAGACAACGGCCACAGAUGGUACGCAUGCUGCAUGGGCACAUUGCAGCUAUCCUGCAAAUGCUGUUAGAGUGUGGUACCUUUACCCACUUUGAGACUGAAGAAGUUCAGCUGCCCAUAUACACCUCAUCACAACAGGCAAGAAGAUUGCUGAACCUUGUCAAAGGGAAAGGAGAAGAGGCUGCCCAGCUGCUGCUGAAGAAAAUCCAAGAGAUACAAGCAAGUCCUUCUGCUGAAGAGGCACAUGGGAACGCAGAAGAAGAAAAAUAUGCUGCUUGUCUCAACUUCCAGAGAAAGCUGCGCUCCACCCUUGCUGCCCAGUGCCGCUUCUUUAGCACCUACGACCGGAGUGAUAAUGUCUGCCUAGAGAACAUAUACACAGAUGGCAUACUGGAAGUACGUAAUGAACUUCAGAAUUCUCCCCUUGGACUGUUGGACCUCCUGAGUAAGAAAGGAACGGUGAACGCGGAUGCUGACCUGGUGCUGCUGGUGGGGGAGGCGGGCAGUGGGAAGAGCACCCUUUUGCAGCGAGUGCACUUGCUGUGGGCCUCGGGCAGUGCCUUUCAGGACUGGGCACUGAUGCUGCCCUUCAGCUGCAGGCAGCUUAACCUGCUGGAGAGAAAGCUUUCCCUGCGCUCUCUCAUCUUUGAGCAGUGUUGCUGGCCAGAUGGAAACCAGGAGGAAGUUUUCCAGUUCAUUGUCAGCCACCCUGAGAGGACCAUCCUGACCUUUGAUGGAUUUGAUGAGUUCAAGUUCCACUUUGCUGAUGAUGAACGCCAUUGCUCCCCCCUGGAACCAGCUAAGAUCCAGACUAUUGUCUUCAAUUUGCUGCAGGGCAAUCUAAUGAAGAGUGCACAAAAGAUAGUAAGCAGUCGCCCGCAGGCUGUCAGCCCUAGCCUGAGGAGGUAUGUCCGCAAGGAGGUCUGUCUCCGAGGCUUCUCCCCAGAGGGUGUGGAGGUGUUCAUCAGGAAACAGCAUUGUGAUGAUAGGGUGGCAGCUGAUGUAAUCGAGUCACUGAAGAGUAACCCACCCCUUUACGGCCUCUGCCAUGUCCCCGUGUUUUGCUGGAUAGUAUCCAAGUGCCACAAAGAGCUGCUGGGCCAUGGACAUGGCACCCCAAGCACCGUCACAGACGUUUACUUGAUGAUCUUGCAACACUUCCUCAGGCAUGCAGCCCAAAAGGACACGGAGAUCGACAGCUGGCUGCAAGGGUGCCUGGGGUCAGUCCUCCGCCUGGGAAAGAUUGCAUUGGAUGGCGUCCUCGCUUCCUGUUAUGCUUUCUCUUGGUUGGACCUGCAGCAGAGCGGGGUGACUGAAGAUGACAUGUCCAUGGGGUUUCUCGUGCAGAGUAAGGUCCCGUACUCGCCCACUGCAUGCAGGUUUGAGUUCCUUCACAUUACCCUCCAGUGCUUCUUUGCCGCACUCUGCCUCGUGGCAGAUGAUGAAGGUGUUGCUCAGUCUAUGUUUGUGACAUUUUUUCGGACAAGUAGCAGAAAAAAAAAACAUUCAGGUAGCUGUGGGUCAUGUCUGGAUCUCUUCUUCCAGUCGUCCGCUCACACAGAACAACAGGAGGAGGAGAGUACCAGCCAGCAGAUCACUGCCAGCUUUGUGGCUGGACUGUUGUCUCAGCGGCACACUGCCACAUUACAGGAGAUGGGCAAAAUGGCCCAGCUAGGUUGGAAAUGUGGCCAGGUGAAGAAGCUCCUGUUGAAAGGUAUGCAGAAGCAUUUCAGAUCCAUCCCACCUCCGGUGCCAGGAGAGAAGAAGAGCAUGCAUGCCAUGCCAGAGUUUGUCUGGCUGGUCAAGUGCAUCUAUGAAAUGCAAGACAGUGACUUGGCAAGGGAUGCGGUGUGCAGCGUGGAGGUAGAGCACUUCAAGCUGAUCUAUUGUGGCAUUGGACCAGCUGAGUGCACAGCUCUGGCCUUUGUGCUGAAGCACUUGAAGAACCCAAUUGGCCUUCAGCUGGACUUCAACUCUGUGGGAGACGUAGGAGUUGAACAACUCCUGCCCUGUCUAGACAUCUGCAAAGCCAUCUACCUUCGCAACAAUGGCAUUUCUGACAAAGGUGUCUGCAUUCUUAUCAACAAAGGACUACAGUGCCAGAGCAUGCAGAAGAUCGCGCUCUUUAAUAACAACUUAACAGACGAAUGCACCGUGCACUUUGCAGAGUUGCUCAAGAAGAAGCAGAACUUUUUAUCCUUGAGGCUUGGUAACAACUACAUCACAGAAAAAGGUGCUGUACACUUGGCUGAGGGUCUCCGGCACAGCACCUCUUUGCAGUACUUGGGGCUGUGGGGUAACAAAGUUGGGGACCAAGGCGCUGAAGAAUUGGCAAGGGCUCUGCAGGAUAGUAGCAGCCUGGUGUGGCUGAGCCUUGUGGACAACGACAUUGGCAGCAUGGGAGCACAGGCCCUGGCAGUUAUGAUUGAAAAGAACAAGUCUCUGGAGGAAAUCUGGCUGACAAAUAACAAAAUCACAAGAGAAGGUGUACAGGCCAUCCUGUCAGCACUGGAAAAGAACAAGAAAAUCAAGUCCGUUUGGUUGAGAGGAAACAAACUGACACCAGAAGAGGUUGUGGAGAUUGGUCAUCUGGAGGAAAGACUAACCCUCUGAAGCCCUUCACAAUGUCAGUCGACGGUUUGGACAUUGUAACAAACUACUAGAUAUGAAAUGGACUGCAAAAGAUUUCAGCAUGUGAUAUUUGUAAAUAAAUAGUUUAUGCGUAUAAACCGACAG